Messenger RNA from Hyalella azteca, 2350 nucleotides. Its product is annotated as E3 ubiquitin-protein ligase CHIP. The transcript is spliced from 11 exons. Gene Ontology annotation, molecular function: protein-folding chaperone binding; ubiquitin protein ligase activity. The coding region runs from base 16 to 1242 and encodes 408 amino acids. Gene Ontology annotation, biological process: positive regulation of proteolysis; protein polyubiquitination; protein quality control for misfolded or incompletely synthesized proteins. The record is from RefSeq and is a predicted model, not a curated record. NCBI's taxonomy places the organism in Eukaryota, Metazoa, Arthropoda, Malacostraca, Amphipoda, Hyalellidae. Gene Ontology annotation, cellular component: cytoplasm; Z disc.
CAGCAUUGACAAUAUAUGGGAUUUAAGCCAAAAGCAUCUCCAACCAUUUUCAAAAUCGUCACCAGAACCUUGAGAUUCCAGCUAGAUUUAAUCAUGAAUGAUAUUGAGCUGAAAAAUAAGGGUAAUAAAUUUUUUGCUGCAAGGAAGUAUGAUGAUGCUGCUAAAUGCUACUCAGAAGCAAUUGCCAAAAAGCCUGGAGUAUCCAUCUACUACACUAACCGAGCUCUGUGUCAUCUCAAAAGCCGUCGGUAUGACAGAGUUGUCCAAGACUGCAGAGCAGCUCUGGAGAUUGACCCCAUGCAGGUAAAGGCACAUUUCUUUCUUGGCCAAGCAUUGCUGGAAAGUCAGUGCUAUGAUGAGUCCAUUCGCCACUUCCAAAGAGCUCAAGACCUGGCAAAGGAACAGAAAGUCAACUAUGGUGAUGACAUUGCAUCGCUCAUCAGAGUAGCCCGCAAACGUCGCUUUGCUAUUGCAGAAGAAGCACGAGUGGCUCAAGAAAUUGAACUGCAGACUUAUCUUAACAGGUUGAUCAUUGAAGACAGAGAUAGACAGAUAGAAGCAGCGAAAAAUCACACCAGCAAGAACUUGAUGUCACCAUCCUCAUCCAAAGUUGCCACAAGCCAUAAACCUUUAAGUCACAAUAAACCUUUAGUGCCACCACCACAUCCACUCUACACACCGCCCGACUGUGACAAAGAAAAUCAUCAGCCAGGUAAACCAGGUUCAAAUCCCGUCACUCCUGAUGAGAUCAGUAGUGGUCAUGAGGAGGUUGACCACAAAAAAUCGUCUGAAUCGCUGGUGAAUGGUACAUCUGAUUCGCACAAUGAGGACGUUCAUAAAAUGUCCUCGUCUGGGGAAGGCCAUCCAUUCAAUGCAGGCGAGAAGUCUCAGGACUUUGAAGGCCAACAGUACCGAAGUCCAGAAGAAAUUUCGAAGAAAGCUGAGGACUAUUUAAUGGAACUCAAUCAUAUGUUUGCCAAAUUGGACGAAAGAAGAAGAAAACGAGAGGUGCCUGAUUACCUGUGUGGCAAAAUAAGUUUUGAUAUCUUGCGUGAACCUGUGGUCACUCCCAGCGGCAUCACCUACGACAGGAAAGACAUAGAGGAACAUCUGCAGCGAGUGGGUCACUUUGAUCCGAUCACUCGCACUGCCCUGACGGUGGACAUGCUCGUACCAAACCUCGCCAUCAAGGAGGUUGUCGACGUGUUUCUUGAAGAGAAUGAAUGGGCUCACGACUACUGAGACGUAAACCUCUAAGCCUCCUGUACUUGUAACGGAAAAGCCUCCUAAGCCUGCACUUCUGUUCUGGUAGUCGCUUUCCCUGAUCUAUUUAGGUCUGAUACUCUAAUUUAUGUCUGUAUGACGCCCCAGAUUAUUCUCGGCAGACAUGACGGGAAUCACACUGUUUGAUUGAUAUACAGUGCUUGAAAUUUAUCUUGAUACAUUUUUUUUUAUGCCUUGACUGUAGGAUUGUGUUGGCUUCUAUCAUCUAUUUGCAACAGGCAGCAUGUAGAAGCGGUUAGAUUUAUGUGAUGCUCAAAGAUGCGCUGAUAGGCAGGCCGAAGCGUUGCGUUGGUGUGAUCUUCUCUAUUCCCAUAUUUCUGCUUACCUUUUAAUUAAGCAUUAACAUACUUAGUUUUAAUUUAUUAAUAAACAGCGUCGUUGUCAUUGCAGAUUACUCGAAUUUAGGAUGUUGUAGUUGAUAGUGCAAUAACCGGGGCGCCCUAGUCGAUUUUUCGUUCUAUUCUGUUCAAGUCAAUAAAGAAUUGAUCAUAUUUUUCUACAGAUUUACCAUUGUAUUCUUUAAAUAGGCUCUUCGUACAGCUGGAAAUGUUUCACUGGUUGUUUCAUGAGUGUUAACAAAUUCAAUCAUAUUAUGAGCGUGCAUUUAUUUACUUCUUGUGUAUUUUGUAUAUUCAGCUGUGAUCUUUUCCCUAUGCGUAUUUUAUUUGUCACAAUCCACAAAUCUGUGCGAAUUCCGCUUGAAUAUGGUAAUUUCAAGUAAGAGCUUUUUCUUUUGACGAGUACUUGGUUUAAGACUGAAAAAUGUUUGUAACACCUUCUGAUUCGCUUCAACAUGGAGAGCUUAGUAUUCUCAUGUACUAAAAACUAUAUCGUUGAGCAUGCACUUUGAAGAACCCUACAGUUAAUGUUAAUGGCAAGGUGAGCGCUAAGUUAGAAUCUAAUAAUGCUGUGUUACUUAAAUACAUGUUAGAUAGGUACAGUACUUAGUGAAGGUAAGUUAGCUUCGGUGUGCCGAGUUCGAGAUCUUGAAUGGAACUUACCUCAUGUGAGUUCAGUAGACUACGUAUUACGCUUAUCCUGUUGAAUAAACGCCGAAUUAAAAGUA